AUGUUCGUACUCUGGGAUGCUGAUGGCAACGAGAUUCGCGACGAGUAUCCUCAUGAUAUUCUCCGUCAUCCAGAAGACGUUGCCUUUAAUCUGGACACGAUUGUUGGUAGACUUGAAGAAAUCGGCGAAUCGGACAUCGUUGCUCUCCAUCAACUGGCCCAGAAUCAUUACAUUGUUCUUGACGCGUCCACGAAGGACGGCAGGCACUUCAUCGUCAGGAUUGCAAGGGACAGUGUCCCCUCAUUUGGCAGUGAUCGCAUAGCCAACAUCCAUUCCUAUGCGCGUAUUGCACUUGAUUUUUUUCGCAUAAAUGCGCCAGAUGGAAUCGGCAGUAUCUCUUCCUUCAAAUCGACCGCAAAUGCUCGGCCAGAUAAACCCAUUCUGGGUCCUUGUAUCUCGCCUUCUGGUUUUCAUACUCCAUCCAAUAUUUUCGAAUCUAUCGAGGAGUAUUUCAGGUGGCUUAUCUCCGUCAAAAAGACCUCGACUGCUGUGGGAACUACGAAACCAGACCUCGACGAAGCGCAAGUCACCCUGGAGCAGCUCGAAAACCUUAUCUUGGAGGCUGUCUCUGGCUAUGACGCUGAACUUCUAAGAGGCGUCCCAUCACAUCAAGACUUCAGCGGACAAAACGUUUUCAUCAAUGACGAAGGCCUCAUCACCAAUGUUAUCGACUGGGAAUUUCACGUGGUCAAGCCAGCUGUAUUAGCUGCAGACUAUCCAACUUGGAUUCGCUACAAUGGGACCGGUGACCCCCGUCCGGCGGAUGCAAAAUUGUUACGAGAGGAAUACGAUGCAAUGGUCAAAAAAGAGGAUCCCGAAUAUUACCAUGCUUUGAAAGCCGGCACGUUUUGUCGCAUGGCGGAGGAAUGGUUGUUGGAUGAUAUUGAGGAUAUUGGAUGUCGGCGUAUGAAAGCCUGGCUGAACAACUUCCUCGAGUAA
This is a messenger RNA of Laccaria bicolor S238N-H82, 939 nucleotides long. RefSeq lists its product as uncharacterized. Lineage: Eukaryota; Fungi; Basidiomycota; Agaricomycetes; Agaricales; Hydnangiaceae. The record is from RefSeq and is a predicted model, not a curated record. The coding region runs from base 1 to 939 and encodes 312 amino acids. The transcript is spliced from 5 exons.